AUGUCUGCCGGCAACGCAAGCGGUGGUGUGCGAAAUCUUCGUGCUAUGUUUGAGAACAAAACUGGCGAUCAGUCAAAUUCUCCCCCAAGCCGUGGUCGAUCACCCAGCGGAUCAGUCGCCUCCACCAACAGCAGGCCUGUAAGCAAAGUCAGAGCCAGCUUCGUUGCAGUCGAAAGAUCGGGCGAACAGGGACAGUUGUGGGGUCUGCGAAAGGCCAGCGACGUCAGCAGCAUGGCAGAAGUCAAGGAGAACGAGUCAAGCCUGAUUGAUGGCGCGCCCCUCGCCACGACUCAUACAACUCCCGAAAAGGGCAGCAAUGGUGGACUAGGCCAGAUUCUUAAAGGCUCAUCCUUCUCUGGCACACCUAUGAAAGAGAAGCCGAACGAGAUGGAGUCAGUCAAACAGAAGGGCAAAGGACCGCAGAAGCCUACCUCUACAGAUGAUCACAGCAAGCAACCAAAGACAAAUGGAGUCGCAGCCAGAGGUGCAGAGGCAGCCAGAACAGUUCAGGACAAAGUCAAGCCUUCUACGGCAAAGCCCAAUCCUAAGCCGAUCGAGACGAAGGGCACGGCCCCUGCCAAACCGGACAAACAGUCUCCCAGAACACCCACAAGCGCCGGGAUCAAGCCUCGUGGCGGCGUCGCAAAGAUCAAGGGUGUCAUGGACUCGGCAAAGAAAGCUGCAGAGGGCCGUGAAGCAACAAAGAAAGCAGAUGCAGCCAAAGCAGAGUCCGCCCCCGAAUCGCCAGCCAAGACGAAUGGCCACAAGGGGACUGUACAUUCCCCCAGAGCUACUACAAAGCCUGUCAAGCUACCAUCUGCAGCCACCGCGCCGACCGCUGCUUCUGCUGCACACCUUCGCUCGGAGCCGGAGCCCCAGAAAAAGCCCGUCCAUUCAAGCAAACCGGCCAAACUUCCCUCAGCUGUUACAGCGACAACUGCGGCUUCCGCUGCCCACGAUCGAGCCCUGCCCGAAGCGCAUGCGAAGAAGCCUACAUCCCGGAGAGCAUCAGCGGCACACUCAAGCCAUCCAAGAUUGUCUACUACAGGUACUCAAGCGUCUUUGGCCAAAAAGGCCUCCCGUGCGUCGCUCGCAGAGCGACCCCAAUCCAGGACUAGCCAUAGCAAGCCCGACGACGGUUUCCUCGCUAGGAUGAUGCGCCCGACUCAGGCUAGCUCGCAGAAGACCCACGACAAGGUGCAGGUGACAAGUCCACCCAGGGGAAAGCCUGCUGCACCCAAAGCCAAGUCUGCGCCGAGAGCAAGCCUGGGCGGUCGCUCUCAUCAUGAUCAUGUGGACCCAGCAGGCGAUUACGCUGAUGAAUCGCCAAGCAGUCCUACCGUCGUGAAUCGUCUGGAGCCUGCCGUCAAAGCUCCUGUUGACGAAAAGGCUGAGCCGGUCCAAGAAAUUCCUGAGACCGUGCUCGAGGAGGACGUGCAACCCGAGGUUAACAAUGGAAGAGUUGUUGCAAACGAGCCUGUCAAGGAAACGCUUGCUGAAGAUAAGCCUGUUGUGGACUCCGCCACAACUACUCAAAGCGAGUCCGCUGCUGUUCCCGAGCCGGAGUCAGCGGCAGGCAACGAUACCGUAGCCAUAGAAGAGGCCACCAGUGCAGAGAAAGUGGAAGGAUCAGCACCAACCGUGGUCCCGCCAGCAACUGUUGAGUCGGAGCCCAAGACAGACGAGCCGAAACCUGAAGCAAUUUCUGCAGUUGUCUCUUUCGAAUCCGAGCGAGUGUCACCUAAAGAAGCCCCUACAGCAGCAGCACCCGAAAGCACCCCGGCAAAGGCUGCAGACCCCGCGCCUCCUCAGUCUGAGACCGAGGCUUCCCAGGCAGAGGAAUCGAAAGCUCCAGCUACCACGACAGAAGCAGACUCGGCAACCGUGUAG
Molecule: messenger RNA, 1890 nt
Organism: Cyphellophora europaea CBS 101466
Lineage: Eukaryota; Fungi; Ascomycota; Eurotiomycetes; Chaetothyriales; Cyphellophoraceae
Exons: 1
Coding region: 1-1890 (629 amino acids)
Source: RefSeq, a predicted model, not a curated record